Messenger RNA from Chanos chanos (milkfish), 630 nucleotides. RefSeq names its product regulator of calcineurin 1b (gene rcan1b). The coding region runs from base 1 to 630 and encodes 209 amino acids. Gene Ontology annotation, molecular function: calcium-dependent protein serine/threonine phosphatase regulator activity; nucleic acid binding. NCBI's taxonomy places the organism in Eukaryota, Metazoa, Chordata, Actinopteri, Gonorynchiformes, Chanidae. Gene Ontology annotation, biological process: calcium-mediated signaling. The record is from RefSeq and is a predicted model, not a curated record. Gene Ontology annotation, cellular component: nucleus; cytoplasm. The transcript is spliced from 4 exons.
AUGCAGCAAACAGAAAACGGCGAAGGGGCGGCGACAGCCGAAGUGCAAGUCAACGACCAGCCCAACGCGCUUAUAGCAUGUAAAGUACCUGAAGAGGUCUUCAACGAUGCUCAGUUGAAGGCCAAGUUUGAGGCUCUGUUCCACUCCUUUGACACUGGCGCCUCCUUCCAGUUCUUCAAGAGUUUCAGGCGUGUGAGAAUCAACUUCACCGAUGCUUUGGCAGCUGCUGAGGCCAGAAUCAGGCUUCACAAGAGUGACUUCAAUGGCAAAGAGAUGCGCUUGUAUUUUGCCCAGACGGUGCAUAUAGGGAGUCCCCGUCUAGAACCACCCAAGCCAGAGAAGCAGUUUCUCAUCUCUCCUCCAGCUUCGCCACCUGUGGGCUGGGAACAAUCUCAGGACGCCACGCCCGUCAUCAACUACGACCUGCUCUGUGCCGUCUCUAAACUUGGCCCAGGUGAGCAGUUUGAACUCCAUACUGGAACCACCAACACUCCCAGCGUGAUCGUUCACGUGUGCGAGGAUGAGCAGGACAGCUCGGGAGGCGAGGAAGAAACGGAGGGGGGCAAGCGCACCCGUCCCAGAAUCAUCCAGACCCGGCGUCCCGAAUACACCCCGUCUGUCAAGCAGUGA